Molecule: messenger RNA, 336 nt
Organism: Dracunculus medinensis (Guinea worm)
Lineage: Eukaryota; Metazoa; Nematoda; Chromadorea; Rhabditida; Dracunculidae
Source: the annotation of a GenBank genome assembly
AUGGCCGAAGUGCCUAUAGAGCACGACUGGAGAGCAGAACAGUGGGAUUGGCCACUUCAAAAUAAUGAUGGAGUGGUACGAAUGACCAAUACGAAUGAAAAGUUUGAAGUUGCCUUAGACGCUUCAUUCUUCACUCCUAAGGAAAUCGAAGUAAAAGUGGCAGGAGAGAAAUUGGUAAUUCAUUUGAUGCACGAAUCGCGUACUGAUCAAUUUGGAGAGAUUAAACGAGAAAUAAGCCGCACCUAUAAACUGCCACCUGAUGUUGACACGAAAACUUUAAAGUCAAAUUUGACUGCAAGAGGUCAUUUAGUUAUAGCUGCCAAGAAGAAACAAUAA